UCUUCUGUUCACUGCAAUGCGACUUGUUACCACGCGGAGCGCCAGCAUCGCUGGAGCGUUCUGUCAUCUUUUGUGUUUAUAAACAUGGCUGCUAAAUACAAUUGGUGUGUGGCGUCUACCACAAAAUUAAUAGAGAUGUAUGAAGCGGAUGAGGCACUUUAUAAUGUGAGGCACCCUGAUUACAAAAAUAGAUUGAGAAGAUUGGAGAGCUAUAAAAAUAUAGCGGAGGUCAUUAGCCGUGACAUACGGCCUGGCUGUACGGUAGAAGAUAUUAAGAGGAAGAUCAAUGGCCUCCGUACUAGCUACGCGUGCGAGAAAGCAAAAGUACGUAUUGACAUAUUCAUUUAUAUUUAUUUAUGCAAGUAAAGUUUACAUGUCAUACAAAUGAUUAGCAUUAGCAUUAAUUUGUUCACUGCAGUGACUUGAAGCAUACAAUAAUGUUUACGUAACCUACAAGUAGUUUAAAUUACUUUCAUUAUUAAUAUUGCAGAUGCAUAAAAGCAAAAGUGGAGCCAGUGCGCAGGCGGCGUACACACCACAAGUGUACUGGUUCCAGAUGCUUAAAUUCCUCGACCAGUCUACUGAGGCCGACGAUAGUUUGUGCAACCUGGAGAGCCCUGAAAGUGAAACGGGAAGUGAACGUGCCACUCCGACAUAUGAGGAGAUGAGUGCGCAUGCGGUACAAGAGCCUGUCGCAUGUAGCGAGGCUCAGCCACAGCCCCUGCGUCAAGAGCGGCCUCCCACGAAAAGGAGGAGAGCCACGCCUGACGUGGCCACAAAUGUAAUGGUGGAGGCCACCAAGACACUUCAGGCUGUGGCUGAUGCUGCCAGAUCCAUGCCUGUCCAAGAAGACCGCUACGGCACCCUUGGCGCCCACAUCGCAGCAGAACUGCGUGAAAUGGAGAAGGUGGGCGGCAGGGAAUACACCACUGUCACUGCGCACAGUCUGCAGCGGACAUUAAUGGACAGGCGCGGGGCGCCUGCGCGCGGCUCCAGAAGCGCGCAGUCACGGCCGCCCGCGCUCUGCUUAGCGGCUGGACGCGGCCGUGAAUGCCGGCACGAGCGCGACGGCCGCCUUUGUGGCGUGACGCGCGCCUUUGUGGCGCGGCCCACGUAA
Molecule: messenger RNA, 1117 nt
Organism: Schistocerca cancellata (South American locust)
Lineage: Eukaryota; Metazoa; Arthropoda; Insecta; Orthoptera; Acrididae
Exons: 3
Coding region: 491-1117 (208 amino acids)
Source: RefSeq, a predicted model, not a curated record